Priceomyces carsonii is the source of this 699-nucleotide messenger RNA. RefSeq lists its product as uncharacterized. The transcript has a single exon. Gene Ontology annotation, cellular component: endoplasmic reticulum membrane; endoplasmic reticulum. The coding region runs from base 1 to 699 and encodes 232 amino acids. The record is from RefSeq and is a predicted model, not a curated record. NCBI's taxonomy places the organism in Eukaryota, Fungi, Ascomycota, Pichiomycetes, Serinales, Debaryomycetaceae.
AUGAAGAUCUUCACAUUGCUUACCAUUGCUUCCACUGCGCUCUUAGGCGCCUCGGCAAUUGUGCCCGAUAGUAAAACUCAAGUUAAAUUUUUUGUUGACUACAGAAUCAAAGAACUUCCCGAAAUCACCAAUCACGAUGUGGCUCAAUUAACUAACGGUGAACAGACCUCAUUGGAAUUUAAUGUUUCUAAUAACGAUGAUGUUGACAUAUCUGUUGUGGGAGUUGGUGGAUCUUUCCGCGAUCCUACGAAUUCUGAGGUUAAGACGAACUUAACAUCAGCAGCAGUUACCCCAAUCACUUUGAAACCUGGAGAAUCGGGUACGUUUGAGCAGGUUAUCAACGUGAAUUUGAUUCCAAGUAGUUAUAUCUUAUCUCCAAUGGUUUACAUUGCCAUCAAUGAAGAAUUGAGGCAAGUACAAGCUAGGGGCCAACUAACCACUGUGGAAGAUCAACCAGUCUCAUUGUUGAAUCCACAAUUAUUAUUUUUGGAGUUUGUCUUAUUAGCAACACUUGGUGGUGUGCUCUAUGUUGUUUACAGCUUAUGGGGUCGUAGCUACCUCGAAGGUAAUGUGAUUCCUUCAUCAAAAUCUAAAAAGACUUCUUCAAAGCCUACGGCAACAACAACUGCUAGGCCACUCGACGAGAGCUGGGUCCCGGAAUCACACUUAAAGAAGAACAAAUCCAGGAAGGCAUAUUGA